Molecule: messenger RNA, 1568 nt
Organism: Linum tenue
Lineage: Eukaryota; Viridiplantae; Streptophyta; Magnoliopsida; Malpighiales; Linaceae
Source: the annotation of a GenBank genome assembly
GAAUGACCAAACGUGUAAUUUAGCCCUUUACUUUGUUUGCUUUCCAAAUUCCAAACUCUAUUGUUCACCACCACCACACCAUCCUCAAUUCUCCUCUCUCAGCUUGUCUCUCCUAUCUGUUCCUUUCUCCCCGACUCUUUCCUCCGUCGAUCGCUUUCUCGGCUUCCCUCUCCUUUCUCUCUCUCUCUCGCCACCAUGAGUAAGGGACCGGAAAUCUUCUCCAAUAUCGGAAAGAAGGCCAGAGAUCUCUUGACGGCGGGAUACAGCUCCGAUCAGAAAUUCACCGUCUCCACGUACAGUGGCCCCGCCGGAAUUGCUCUCACUUCAACAGCUGUUAACAAGGGUGGACUGUCCACGAGUGAUAUUGGUGCCGUUUACAAGUACAAGAGCCACAUAUUUGAUGUGAAAAUUGAUACACUAUCUAAUAUUGCAACCAACCUCACGUUCAGUGACGUCCUUCCAUCAACAAAGGCAGUUGUUUCAUUUAAGUUGCCUGAUUAUAACUCUGGCAAGUUGGAGGUUCAAUAUUUCCAUCACCACGCAACCUUUACCUCUACUGUUGCCCUGCACCAACAGUCUCCAGUAGUCGAUGCUUCAGUCACUGUUGGUACCCCAGCCAUUGCCUUCGGCGCUGAAACGGGAUACAAUACUACUUCUGGUAGUUUCACCAAGUACACUGCUGGGAUUAGCAUAACAAAGCCAGAUGCCUAUGCUUCAGUUAUUUUGGGUGACAAGGGUGACACCAUCACUGCUUCAUAUGCUCAUUUUCUGGACGAGUCGAAGAGAAGUGCAGCUGUGGGGGAGAUCAUGAGAAGGUUUUCAACCAAUGAGAAUACUUUUACGGUUGGUGGCUCACAUGCCAUUGACCAUUUGACACUAAUAAAGGGAAAGCUGAACAACCAUGGGAAACUUGCAGCUCUUCUGCAGCAUGAAGUGAUACCAAAGUCACUGAUGACCAUCUCUGGGGAAAUCGACACCAAGGCCUUGGACAAACAUCCCAAGCUCGGCAUAGCACUUGCUCUCAAGCCUUGAUCAAUCUCUUCAGUGACGAAAAGUUGUUUCAAAAUUCGUUUGCACAUUCUUCCAAAAACUUUAUUUUGGUUAUCAUCUCUUUUCCAGUCUCAUGGAUGGGCACUUGAAGGAAAUGUGAAUAAGCAGUUCCACAGGUUUUGCUAGGAUUAGGAGUUGCUGUGGAGUGUGGAUGGACACUAUUGAUGCACCGGGUCUGUUCGCCGAUUGAGACUAUUGUCCAUGUUCCAUCUUUCAUAGGUGCUGAUCAUUUUGGGUUAAAUGACACAUUUGGUCAUUCUGAGUUAUUCGUUUGUUUCGCGUUUGUUUGUUUGUUUGUUUCAUUGGAUCAGUGGUUACUCACGUUGUUCCCUUAUUUCAUUGUUAGUCCCAAAUUCGUUAACGGUGUGUGUUUGGAUAUGAUAUUGGAUAUGAUAGAAGAAUUUGGAUUUGGUAUUUGUGAUUUGUGAUUUGGAUUUAUAAAUGUCAAAUUAUUUGUUUGGGUCAAGGUUGCCAACCCGCACUCGCAGGUCGACCCAUUUUGACCCUGGUUUGGUGAG